AUGGCUACCAAUACUACCACCGUCACUGAGCAGACCAGCGUCCCCAUCACCGCCGUCGACGAUGGCCGUAUGAAGAUGGACGGCUCGGACCCCGUGUACGGUGACUGGAGAGAUGACUUGCUUCGUGAUGGCUACGCUCUGAUCAAGGGAGCUAUCCCACGUGAGCGGGCGGAUGGCUACGCGGACAAGAUGUACGCUCUGCUUGAGUCUUUCGGUCUUGGCUACGACCGUAACGACCCUUCGACUGUCCACCCUGACAAGCUUCCAGUCAUCAACGAAAAGGGCAUGCUUUUGGCCUAUGGCGCUUGCCACGAGGACUUUGUCUGGAACAUCCGUAGCGAGCCCGGAGUCGUAGGAUCCUUCGAAAAGGUCUUCAACACUGAAGACUUGAUCGUCUCCUUCGACGUCAUCAACUACGGCUUCGCCAACCGCACAAACCUGCCCGAGAACAAGCCGUGGCCUCACCAAGAUCAGGACCCCGACAGACCUGGUUUCCGCUGUCUCCAAGGUCUUGUCAACCUGCACCCCUGCGGUCCCAACGAUGGCGGCCUGAUUGUGUGCAAGGGCUCCCACAACCUCAGUGCCCAGUUCCACGAGGAGAUGAAAGACGAGACUCGCAUUCCCGCGUGGACGAAUGAGUGGUACGGGUUCACUGAGCGCGGCAUGCAGUGGCUCAAGGACCACGGCGGUGAGUGGAUCAAGGUCUGCGCCGAUCCUGGUGACUUGAUCGUCUGGGACUCUCGAACUGCGCACUACAAUGUCCCCGUCAAGGGCGAUAUUGAUCGUAUGGCGGUGUACACAUGCUUUAUGCCUGUGACAGAUGCCACUCAAGAGGACCUCCUCCGAAAGAAGGCGGCGUACGAUGCUCGCCUCGGAACCACCCACUGGCCUAAUGCUAGACACACCGGAUCGAACACCGCGAUGCGUAACGGAAAGCCUGACCACAUCGUGAGGGAAAGACCACUCAAUGACCCCAAGCUGAGCGAGAGAGCAUUCAAGCUUACGGGCAUUCCAUACAUCCAGUCGAAAGCAUAG
Messenger RNA from Colletotrichum karsti, 1035 nucleotides. RefSeq names its product phytanoyl- dioxygenase. The transcript is spliced from 4 exons. Lineage: Eukaryota; Fungi; Ascomycota; Sordariomycetes; Glomerellales; Glomerellaceae. Bases 1 to 1035 code for a protein of 344 amino acids. The record is from RefSeq and is a predicted model, not a curated record.